CUGAUCGAGAAGGUUGGCCUGAUCGAGAAGGUGGGGCUGAUCGUGAAGGUGGGGCUGAUCGUGAAGGUGGGGCUGAUCGUGAAGGUGGAGCGCUGCGAUGGGCAAGGGAAAUGCCACUGCAGGACCUUAUUGAUGAAAUCUGUACAACAGGUGAAGAAAUCACCACAAGUCAGCUGACUCGUAUACAGCAAUAUCUCAUUGGGGAACAUGGCUUUUCUGCAGAUGAAAUCAACAAAUUCAAGGAGCCAUUACUUUUCUUCGGACAUCUCCGUGAUAAGAAGUUCAUCUCCUUCGCAAACCUGGCCUUUUUUCAAGCUGUCCUCACACGAAUUGAAAGACAGGAUCUCUGUGACAUUGUUUCAGAUUUUGCCCGGGACCAUUCAUUCGACGCGCUGUAUCUUGAAGUUUCCAAAAUUGAUAAAGGAAGCAAUGCCAGGGUCAAUUUACAUGUACGGAAGACUCUCACUAAGAGAAACGAAGUUGACACGAUUGUAAAGAGCUUGGCCAGUUGUCUGAACAUUCCCGCCGAGUCUAUCCGGGUGAUGGGGGCCGAGGCAACAAACAGUUACCGCUUGACUCUGUACAUCCCCGCCAGGUACAGAGAUCGCCUUGUGGACAAGAACAUGCUCAACCAUCUGAUGAAGGUCGACAUUGACGAGGUGGAAGUGGAUGGGGAGACUAUCAAGCUUACCUCAGAAGAUAGGAAUUAGGACAAACACACUACAUUUGCUUGAUUGUAAAGACACAUACGAGUUUUAUUGUAUAUGAGUGGUAAAAUGCCUUGUCGUUAUUGUCGAGCGAAGAGGUAAUGAAUUACUGCAUUAAGCCGCAUCAAGUUUGCAGCUUUACUCGGCGAGACGCAUUAACAAUAGCGAAGAAGCUAACUAAAAAUGGUGUAAAUAUGUAUCUACUUAAUUAUUUCACAAGGAAGUUUGUAUUUCUUCAUGUCUUCUAUUCAGUUUUCGGUCACAUUUCCAUAUCAAUUUCUACAUAAUGUCAGUUGGAACGUAUGAAUGUGUUACAGGCCACGUUAACAUGGGGAAACAGUUUAGCUUCCGGUGUGUGAACUAGCGGCGAGAUGCAGUAGGCACUGGUCUAACAAACGUUUGUUAUAUUUAAUAUUGUGGUGUGUAAAAUGUAAGACACAACGCUUACCAUUAUUUGAAACGACGGUCCAACGUGCUACGUUGUCAUUUUAAAAAUAUUAAACAUUAAAUGUGUAAUCAUUUCAUGGUAUAAAACUGUGUGUACACAUAGCAAUAUACACAUGCACACCACACUCCUCUUGCUCUCCGGGAGCUCAGUAGGGAGUGGCCUGUUUCAUGUCGUUCAUGCAUGUCCUUUUUUCUGUUGGAUGAUAAAUAACAAUAUGUUCACCAGCUAAAGAGAAGCGAAUGGCUGGUUUCUGGAAUGAUUUAUUACCUUGGAGGUGAAUCAGUUUUCUUGGUUUUGCCUCCAUUGACAUCACCCUGAUCUCCACGGGUUGUUGUGUGUAUUGAUAUGAGUCUUUGUGCCCACAGUAGUUUGUUUCUUCAUAUCUGUCACUUCAAUGUGAACGUAUUUGUAUCACUGUAGCCUUAAAGUAGAAAAUACUUUCUUCCGAGAUCUGCUGCCUGUGUACAGUGUACAGAUGUUUGAAGGGCAUUUAGAAGUUGGUGGGGUAAUACAGCACAUUUGAUAUAGAUGUGCAACUUCAUAAUCGUGUGUAAAUAAUAAAGAAGUUGCACAUCUAUAUCAAAUGUGUUGCGCAGUGUAGAGAAAUACUCACAUUUCACUUCCUACCGUCGUCACAGUUGCUACAUUUAAAGCCAUGUUUAUUGUUUUAUCAACGUGUAACGGGUCAGGCGAUUUUUAGUUCAGAUUAUAUUCUUUGAAGUCUAUAUUUAUAAACAUAUUUGAGCUGUUUAUACAUGUAUUUAUAUUUCUGAAAGUUAAAUAUCUAAGGACGUCUUCGUUCAAAUGUCCUCAUCUCUUUAUAAAAUUCUUAUUACACAAACACAUUGGUGAUCAAUGUAGCACGUUACCAAUAUCACCUUCCAGCUUCUAUUGUUUGCAGAUAAUAUAUAUGAACUGUUUCUUAUGAUUUAAAUUUUGGUCCAAAGAACUCAGAUCAAACUUUAAUCAAGUUACUUAAAUUCCAUCGCAAAACAAAUUUAAAUAACAACGAUAACAUCAAGUAAGUUUAAAAUGUGUUCUUUUAUAAUGACACAGCAGUUAUAUUGACAUAGCAGGAGAUAUCAAAUUAACGAUGAAAGGAGUUUACAAUAAUUACUUUGCAACUGCAUAAUAAUUGUAACAAUCAAGUAAUAACUGCGUUGGCGUGCUAUGAAAAUAGCAAUGCAAAUGUACAUAUAUCGUAUGUUGAACCAAUCAUUAAAACUAUUAUAAUAUUUUGAUGUUCCAAUAUCGGACAGAAAUAAAUGAACUUAUAAUCAGUAAAACAA
Messenger RNA from Haliotis rubra (blacklip abalone), 2444 nucleotides. RefSeq lists its product as uncharacterized. Bases 111 to 710 code for a protein of 199 amino acids. The record is from RefSeq and is a predicted model, not a curated record. Lineage: Eukaryota; Metazoa; Mollusca; Gastropoda; Lepetellida; Haliotidae. The transcript has 3 exons.